AUGAUGACUAUCCGUCUGAGUACCCAUGGGUGGUGUGUGCUGAUUAUAAGCAUUUUGGUUAUCUUUCUGUACUAUCUGUCGUCAUUUAAUCCUAUCGGACAUCUUAAAGGGGAAGUUACCAGUGUUCGAAGAUUGUUAACCCACUGCAUACAUCUUUCCGAAGAAGCUGGUGGUCUUAUAAAAUUUAUUAGUUUGAAGCAUAGCCUUAAUUCACGUACCAAACACGGGGGUAUGCUGAAGCAAGAACCUCUGACGGAUGCGGACCUGGGAUCUCAUCAAAUAAUCGUGUCGGGUUUGACUUCGGCUUUUCCAGAGCUACUAGUUCGCUCGGAAGAGCAUGAAUUACCAACACACCGUCUGUUUGAUUAUAAAGAAAGUGUUUAUCAUUCGGAUUUUCAAAGUUAUCUUCCUAAUGAUGAUCUUUUUGUGCCCAUUACAGAUUUGGUAAUAUGGGUAGAUCCCUUAGACGGAACUCAAGAAUAUACAGAAGGCUUAAAUGAAUAUGUUAGCGUCAUGAUAUGUAUUGUACUUCAUGAUCACCCAAUAGCUGGUAUUAUCCAUCAGCCAUUUCUUAACAAAACAUACUGGGGUUGGGGUUCAUAUGCAUUAUCAUCUGAUUUACAAAUGGCUGUAAAUUCUCGUCCUGUUCAUUCGUUAAAAAACGAUUUGUCGAUUACUUAUUCACGUUCACAUUUAAACGAAUCACUCAUAAGAGAUUUGACCAAACUUGUAUAUCCGAAACCAGUUCAUUUUAUACCAGCAGGUGGUGCGGGCUUUAAAGCUAUCAGUCUUAUCAAAGGAGAUGCAGAUGUGUAUAUUCACCCAUCAACUACACGUCGCUGGGAUGCCUGUGCACCACAAGCAAUCUUGGAAUCUGUUGGUGGUUGUCUUACCGGACUGGAUGGUUCUCCUCUUGGAUUUGGUUCAAAAUCUUCUCCAGUUGAUUGCUAUUUGGGUUCUGGCUUCGCGUUAGCUAUGUGGCCUCAUUUCUCCGCUGCUGCCUGGACAAAAUCUCUCAUUCAUGGCCCCCCACCAUCCAUUGAGGAAAAAGUGGAUAAUUCUGAUGGCUGGGGAGCCCUAGCUCGACAGUGGGCACAUCAGCGUAGUAGCCAAUUGCAGCCUCAUUACACUAACAAUGUAGCUCUACCUCCUCCUCCUCCACCUCCACCUCCACCCCCUCCUCCACCACCCCCUCCUUCUCCGCCUCCGCCACCAAUCGCUUUUAUACCACCAACUCAAAUCCAGUCAAAUACAAGCAACUUAGUUUCCAAUGCAUCCCAAGUUGAUCCCAGCCACCUAUUAAUUCAAAACUCCAUAUUAUGUACACAAGAGAACCCGCUUCACUCACAAAGUAUGUGCUCAGUACCUGAAAAUCAGGGGGCUCCACAGAGUUCUUGGUCUUCAUUCGAAAAUUCCAGGGUCUCGCAUAAUUCGUGGUCUACGAAUAGCGGUCAAGCAUAUUCACAGAAUUUGUGUACAGCACCUGGAUAUCAUGGUCCUCCUCAAAGUGCUUGGCCAUCCUUUAAUAAUCAUGAGCGUUCCCAAAAUGCCUGGCCUUCACAAGCAAGUUUACAAGGCAAAUGGUCGGCACAUGAAAGUCACUCUUAUGGCAACCAAGUUCCACAGGGAUAUGGUAAUACCAUUUCCCUGCCAGGUCCUUCGUCUCAAUAUUAUGAGCAUAAUCACCAUCAAAUCAAUUAUCCUCCCAGUGAAAAUUCAAACAAUCCUGGUUUACAUUGUAAGUCUUAUGAGGAACAGUAUUGCAAUGUGGGGAGUGGCCAUACGGGUCAAAACACUCGCUAUCAAAAGAGAUGGACUCAAAAUGAUCAGUGCGAUUGCGAUUAUGGUUCUCACGCUUCAGAAGUUUAUGAUUAUAACCAUUCUUACUCUCUUGAAAGGUCAUUUAACUCGUCAGCUGUUAGACCGACUAAUCCUUAUAACCAUCCCUAUCCACGUUCUAACCAAAAUAAUCGUCACAUGUGGCAUAGAAAUCCCGAGUCUUUCCAACCCGUAGAAAGCUUUCCUCCACCUGAGCAAUUCAACGAUAUGCACCUUCACCGUCCAAGUUAUCAAUAUCAAGAUGAACCUAAAUAUAUUCCUCUCAGUGAAGAUACAUCGGUGAGUGAAGGUAAUCAAUUCCGUGGAUGUCAUGAUCACGACUACCGCAUAACAAUACAGAGUCCUACAGUUCCGUCUGGUAGUAUGGAAGAAAAUUGGAAAGAUGUGGAUACUCGUCCUAUUCUGCCUAGCGACAGUGGUCACACAAGCCCGGCAAUAUUUCCGUCGGCUAUUACAAAUAAAGCCUUGGCUGAUCCCAGACCGAUUUCGCUUAUCCCAACUCCCAUUAUUGAAUCUUCGUGUAAGCCCAGAGGUCGUAUCGCACAUCUGCCUGUUCCGGAACACCUAAUGACAGCUUUCGAGGAAGCUGUGGCAAGCACUGGAGUUUGGCCUCCAAAGAAUUUAGAACCAGAACAAACCGGAGGUGGUAAUACCAAACCUCGUGCUCUCCCCGCAUGGCUUCGUGAUGAAUUAGAGAAAUUGGAAAAGAAAAAAGCUAAAGAACUGGCCGCUGUAUCUGGAGCUACUGUUUUAGGGGCUGCUCCUGAUGCUAAAAGGGAUGAUGAAGGUGAUAUCGUUAUGGAGGAUGAAGCUAAAACUGAUGCCCAAACACUAAAAUCUCUAUUGAACAAUAAUGAGGAAUCAGAUAGUGAUGUCAAGGAACAGGGAAGUCCUUUUGAUGUCUUAAUUAAUCCUGUUGGUGACCUCCGAUCCCCGUUUUCAUCUCGAAGUCAACCUCCCGCGGAAUCAGAGGAAAUCUCAAACCCUGAAACUGCGGUAAAACAACUAACUACAGAUAAUUCUCAAAAUAUUUUACCCAACACUCCUGCAUCAUUAACGCCUACACAUCUGCUAUCCCUUCAAGAAUUUCAUGAGUUGUUCGCUUCACUAUCGGACGAAGAACAAAGGAUUGAAACGGCUCGUUUUAUUACCCGAACGCUGACAGAGGCUCUACUGGCUGUUACAACUGAACUCAUUGACACCAUAGUAGAAGAAGUAAUGACAGAAGCGGUUUCAGGAAAAUCGCAUGUUCUACCAUUGGAAGACUCUUCAUCUGUUGAGAUAAAAUCCCCAAUUCUAGGGUUAGUCUCUUAUAAUAGUGAAAGUGAGUCAGAAUCUGAGCGAAACGUGCUGGAAAGUAAACUAGCCACAAGUAAUAUAUCAGGUAUACUACCAGGUGAUGUUCCUGAUGAUGUAAAGCAUGAUUAUGCAUCACAGAAUAGUCCUAGUAAUGACAAUAAUAAAAUUGUCACUGGAAAUGGGAAAUUUCAAACUGUACAAGAAAAGUAUUAUGAAAAGCAAUCUUAUUCUUCCAGCAUUCUUCAGAAAUCUAAACGCCAUAAAAAUGAAAAAGAAACGGAUACGGCCGUCACAAUUUCACGUUCGCAUUCCAAACAUUCACAUAAAAGGAAAACGAAUUCACGGCAUUCCCAUCGUAGUCGUAAGAGGGAUUUUCGUGAUUCGUCAACAGCUUCUUCAGAAUCUCCAAGUUCGAAUCAUGGGAACCAAAACGUAGGAAUCUCUCGAUUCAGUCGAUCCUCAGAAGAUCACAGUGUGUUAACCUGUCUUCAGUUUGCACUUAUAAUCCUUAGUUCACAAGUGAGAUUUCAGACAGGUAAUUUAAUCAUUUGGUAUGGAAAUAUUCGGUUUCCCAACAGUACAACUGUUAAUAUGAUUUUAAUUUCUUUUUCAUAUAAAUAUGUGUACAAAGUGACCACAAAUAAAGAUUGUCGGAGUAAUACUAAAUUCUGUAUUGUUGAGUAUUACCAAUGUACUACAGACCAGCGACCGUAA
Molecule: messenger RNA, 3852 nt
Organism: Schistosoma margrebowiei
Lineage: Eukaryota; Metazoa; Platyhelminthes; Trematoda; Strigeidida; Schistosomatidae
Source: the annotation of a GenBank genome assembly